Molecule: messenger RNA, 1588 nt
Organism: Syngnathoides biaculeatus (alligator pipefish)
Lineage: Eukaryota; Metazoa; Chordata; Actinopteri; Syngnathiformes; Syngnathidae
Gene: rsph9
Product: radial spoke head component 9
Exons: 5
Coding region: 487-1311 (274 amino acids)
Biological process (GO): cilium movement involved in cell motility; motile cilium assembly; axoneme assembly
Cellular component (GO): radial spoke; axoneme
Source: RefSeq, a predicted model, not a curated record
GCAGGAAGCCACUUUACAAAUUUCGAAAGUGCUGCGAUUCAUUUUUAGUACGUAUUAGACGUGACAGUGCUUGUAACCUACAGUUUGUGCGCUAAAUCACAGACUGGUUCACAGCGAUAGAAGCGUUAAUACUGUUAGUUGUACUUUGGUACUUUUAAGUGUAAUUUUGACGGGUUUAAAAUGACGUAGCGACAGCUGCUCCGCCCGCACCAAUCAAAUUGUUUGUUUCAGCGUUGCCGUGGAAACUCGGAAGUAACGCUUAAACACUGCCAGUCGAAAAGUGACGCUAAAUACAUGACCGGCGAAUGGAAAACUGACGAAAACGACGCCGAAUCACGAACCAUUAGUUACUAAUUUGUGACGACCGGGUUUAUUGACACUCCUAACAACCAUAUUCCCUGGCCGGAAGCUUUGUUUUGCGUUAGCAAUCGAGCUAAUAACGUACCACACUGCCAGAGCAACCGUGCUAAAUAAAUAUCAACAACAAUGGACGCUAACUCGUUAUCCUACUCAUUGGAGCUGGUUGCGGGUAGCGGGUGCAUUUUGAACUCGGAGCAGAGGGCAGCUCUGCAAACUUCACUUAUUAUCUUGAAAAAGAACUACAAGUUCAACCGAGUAUUGUUUUGGGGCAAGAUACUUGGUUUAAAGGAGCACUACUUCAUCGCUCAGGGAAGGCGGGAUGACGAGCUGAAGGACACGCAGCAUUUCUACAGCUUCAACUGCAUCGACUGGUUCCUGAUCCCGUCGACCACGAGCGCAAUGAUCGAGGACGUGUCCAAAACGGCGAAGGGUCGAUUUGAAGGCGACCCAUCAUUUGUGUACGAGUCCAGACCAGCGGAAAGACUCGAUCCUACUACAGCGGAAGAGUCGACAACCAAAGUGACGGAGGAGACGAGGUUGGCGGUGACGGUUCAUCACAUCAACGAGGAAGCGUCGGUGGUGCCGCGGGGCGCCUUCAUCAACAGCACGCACGGCGUGGUCCAAAUCAAUCGCAGCUUCGGCGGUCUGUCUUACACUCAGGCCGGGAAACUUGAACAUUUUCUUCACUUCUCUCAGCCCAAGAAUCUGAAGAAAAAGUCGCUGUUGGAGAUGGCCGACCUGAACCCGGCGUUGGACUUUCUGGACCCGCUGAGUGAGGACAUCCCAAAAGGAUCGUGGAGUCUUCAAUUUGAGAGCGCCAACAAAGUGUGCGUGAUUCGCAGCCUGCUGUGGUUGGGCCUCACUUUCUACCACGUGCCCAUGACGCCGCUGCACGGAUUUAUCUACAUUGGCUACGGGACCAAGAAUUUGGACCUGCCCUUCAUGCUUUAAAAUGAGAGAGAUGCGGUGGACCGUAUUUUGUCUUUUUGCUCUGUUCAGUCUGCGCGAUUAUAAAAACAAUCAAUACAAAAUGAGGUAAACAAAGCCAUUUUAUUUGCUCUCUUCGCCUAUUUAUGGGCUUUUUGAAAACCAACACAGUAAAUGAGCGUGUAUGACGUUUAUAAACAAAGAAGGUACUAUAAAUAUAUUUUUUUUUUUUUUUUGGGGGGGGGGGGGGGCACUUGCCCAGAGCAGUGGACAAGAAUCCAAAUAAAUGAAAUACAUCUCA